Hyaloperonospora brassicae is the source of this 1713-nucleotide messenger RNA. The record is from the annotation of a GenBank genome assembly. NCBI's taxonomy places the organism in Eukaryota, Oomycota, Peronosporomycetes, Peronosporales, Peronosporaceae.
AUGACGGGCUCACCACCCACGACGUCAAUUUGGCGCGGAACGAGCGACCAUAAUGUCACUGAAACGGCUCUGGACGCCGCCAAGUGCAAACUCUCAGCUGCAACAAUUGGCUACUUCCACGACCCGUUCCUGCGCUCGUUUGUGGCCAAACCCACGCGCCGCAUCCCUCUCAUCCAUCGCGGGUACUACUUGCGACACGUUGCUGUAGCGCGCUGCGUCGAGCUCUUCCUGUUGCAAUAUUCGACGCUGUCUCAAGUGAACAUUGUGUCGUUGGGUGCUGGAUUUGACACGCUGUUCUUUCGACUGCUGGCGACGCGACAGUUUGCUGGCAACGUUGCGUUCACGGAAGUGGACUGUGAUGCCAUUGCUGAUGCAAAGGCCGAGCGACUGAAUAACUCGGACGUACGCGCAGGUCUUUUUCCAACAGACGUUGCCCACUUGAGUGUCGCUGCGUCUUUGGCUGAGAAGACAGUGACAUGGCAAUGUCACGUGCCAUCUGCAUCGUACGCGAUCAUUGCUUGUGACCUCGGAGACAUCGACAAGCUCGGCGCGAUGCUGGAUGCUGCUGGCGUUGAUCGGAGCUUGCCGACGUUAAUCCUUGCUGAAUGUGUCGUGUCGUACUUGGCGCCAGAUAAAGGCACAGAGCUGCUUCAUUGGCUUGGUCAGGCUUUCUCGAGCGCCUCCAUUGCGCUAUACGACCCAAUUGGACUCCAUGCAAGUGACGUCAGCGAGCGCAUUGCGUCGGUAGACACGAAGCGUGACGGAGAGUCCAGUGCUUUUGGCUCGACGCUUCAGCGAUACUUUGCCGUAAAAGGCUGCACGUUGCGCGGCGUCCGGGGAUACCAGACCGCAGCUGACCACUGUCGACGUCUACUUGCUCGUGGUCACUGGGAGAAUUGCUGUAUGCUCGAUAUGAAUGGAGUGUUUGCAGCGUGCACGACUCCAGAGGAGAAGCGCAGGCUGGCACUGCUCGAGCCUUUCGACGAGUAUGCUGAUUGGAUGCUGUGCAACGCGCAUUACGCCAUCUAUCUUGCAGACAACUGCAACAAUCAAGAGAAGGAUAGUUGUGGGUGGAUCACUCGGUUCGUGCCUCGUACGCAACAGCACCGGUAUCUCCUGACGGGCAGCGUUGCGCCGCAGCCAAAGCAGGAGAUGGGAUCCGAGGUGGUGAUUAUCCGGUCAUUUCAGCACAGCGACUUGGCUGCGGUGCGCUCACUCUUCGAGAGCACACAUCUCGAUUUUGGCAAAGAGUCACGUGCUGUGCGUCAGUUUGUCGCGAAUCGUCUGUGUGGUCCCAGCGGAGACAUGUUUGACGUACACCGAGCAUUUCAACAGCCAAGCAACGCAGGCGCUCUGACGAGUGGGUUUUGGGUCGCUGAAGUAGACGCCAAAGUCGUUGGGUGUGUCGGUAUGAAGCCGCUGGCACUAUCGCCAGGCCAGCAGGCGAACGACGACGAAGGAAACUGCACUGCCGAACUUUGUCGGCUCAGUGUUGCUCCUACACUUCGACGACGUGGUGUGGCAUCAGCUCUAGUGCGCGCGGUCGAGGCUUUUGCUGUAUCUUGUGGCGCAUUCAACGAGAUUUGUCUCGAGACGAUCGGAGCAAUGGAAGGUGCCCAACAGCUCUAUCGGGUACUUGGAUACGUGGAGCAAGUGGACAAGGAGAAGCAGCAUAGCUCGUUUAAGCUCGUGCGUUUUCGAAAGGCGCUGUAA